CGUACCUGAUCAUUUCUAGUUGAACAUUCAGCAGAGAAGCAUCUAAGUGAAGCCGUUUGGAAGGAAAAAGUCCUUUAAUAACCUCAAAAAGACUCCGUGAAAUUAAAUAGUAGCCACGUGCUGUGACUUUUGCAGGUGAAAAGCGAUAGUUUUGUUGGAAUUUAACCAGCACUUAAUUCGAAGAACGGUCAAAGAACGGAUAGAAAAUGGUAGUCGGUUUGGAUGAAUCAAAGGUGGAUGUCGAAGAACAGCUUUGUGACGAAAGCAGCUUCGACGAGUGCGACACGCCGGCUGGUGUGUUGUCCUCGAAGUUCGACAAAACUGAUGUAGGGAUCAAUGUGAAUCCGCUGCCCUACGGCAAGUACACUUUGAUUGGUAUCGAUAUUGAUACGACGGGUCGUAGACUUAUCGACGAAAUCGUCCAGAUCUCGGCCUUCACGCCAGAACGACAGUACGCGCAGUACAUUAUGCCUCUGAUGAACCUGAACCCGGCUGCCCGCCAGCGGCACCAGGUGAGGGUGAUUACGGUUGGAUUUUUCCGCAUGCUGAAAAGCAUGCAGACGUACCGCGUCAUGAAGACCAAGAUGGAGAUUCAGGCAUUGAAUGAGUUUCUCGACUGGCUUGAGGAGCGCCUUCGCGAGGACGAAGGAUCCGACGGCAUAGUGCUGGUGUAUCACGAGCAGCGCAAAUUUGUUCCAUACAUGGUCAUCGAGGCGCUGAAGAAGUACAAACUGCUCGAUCGGUUCACCGCAUCGGUCAAGUCUUUCGCUAACGGCUUCAAAUUGGCCGAGGAAAAAUGCAGCAAGACGAUCAAGUACCUAUCGAUCCGUCAGUUGGCGAAAUUGGUGUUGGACGAAAACGAUGGAGCCCGCGAUGGAUUCGAAGGAAACGCUGCGUAUCGUGCAAGGAUGGCUUUCGAAAUUUCGAGACGUUUGGCUACUGGUGAACCGGGAGGAGCUACCGAAUUCGCUACUCCUGUUUCUUCGCCAACCGAGACGGAACCGGACUAUUCUACCUUGGACACGAAAGAAAAUUCGGACCCAUCGACCACCGAAGCAGAUAAGAAGGAUGAUUGUACUGGACAGUCAACGGCUGACAAGACGGAGCAUGUGGAAGCCGUCGUGAAGCAAGAGGAAGUUUCCGUUUCCCCUUCUACAAACGCCCUUACGGAGGAAGAGCGUGAAAAGAUGUGUACCGUGCUUUGCGACUUUUCAUCUCCCAUUUCUUCUGAAAUCUCCGAGCUUGACGAACAGGAGAAGAUCCUCGUGCGUCAAAAUUCAUUGAGGCCGGUAUUUUUGCUCUACUUUAAGACGACAAUCUACCAUAGGGUUAAGGCUGUAACGUAUAGACGAGUGCUGGCCGAAUUUGGUUAUGACUACGAAUCUUUGCGUCAAGCCUGGCAAGAGAAUAAGCGGGAGGCGCUGGAGGCAAUCGUCGGCAAGAUUGAAGAGUUGAAGGAAGACGAGCGUACAGAGCUUGUGGAACUUCUUGACUGUCAUUACGAUCCGGAAAAGCAGGCUUUCAAGCCUAUUGUGAAACGCAACAAACGCCAUUCUUCUAGAGGACGUCCAUUUUUUGCAAACAAGAAUGGAAACGUUCCGCAAAACCAAAAUAGAAACAACUCUCAGAUGGCUAAGGAAAACAGGAAACCUUUCCGCCAAUAUGGUAAUCAGAACGGAAACCAUAAUGGAGGCAAUCAUAUGAACAAUAGCAACGAUGGCAAACCCCAGCAAUACUUCAAUAAUCAGCAGUACAACCAAGGAUCACCGCAAUCGGGCAUGGGAAAUGGAGGCUCUCCCGGAAAAGGCUUCCGUCAACGUAACAUGCGUCGCCGUCGUGGUGGAAACAACCAGCAGAAUAAUAACGGACAGAAUCAGCAGCAACAAUUGAAGAACAAUCAUGGCAACCAGCAGCCGUUCCCUAAUUCGAACCGUCAUCAUCAUAAUUAUCAAACUGUUCCGGUACACGGCUAAAAUGAGCGAGAUUAUAGUAAGUGGAAAUUGGAGCACUCUGGAACAGUCAGGAAUUGUCCCGAGAGUUCGAUGGCAAGAUUACGAGUAAUUUGAAUAAUUUUUAAUAUGUAUAAGGAAUAAGAUUAGCGCAGUUAGAGCACUGUUUCCAUCGGUGGCAUAAACAUGUAACUUUAUGCUGUUACUCGGACGUAUUUCAGUCAGAAGCAACUUUCUGCUGGUGAUAAGCCCGCUUAGUAGUUUAAAUUACAUCAUACCGCAGUGAGACGACUCGUGCUAAGGCAAUAUUUCAAUUACUACUGAUCAGAGGAUUUUAAAAGAAGCUAACGCAAUGAAUUAUGUAAUUAUUGUAUAAUAUGAGUAAUUAAUGGAAGGUUCUACAUGCAAGGCGUGCUUCAGGAAAGCUCUGCUCUUAUGUAGAUACCAGUACAUGUUUCAUCACGAAACAUGUUAUUUUAUAUUCCCGGAAUC
Anopheles coustani is the source of this 2441-nucleotide messenger RNA. Its product is annotated as maternal protein exuperantia-like. Gene Ontology annotation, biological process: bicoid mRNA localization. NCBI's taxonomy places the organism in Eukaryota, Metazoa, Arthropoda, Insecta, Diptera, Culicidae. The record is from RefSeq and is a predicted model, not a curated record. The coding region runs from base 207 to 1973 and encodes 588 amino acids. Gene Ontology annotation, molecular function: protein homodimerization activity; RNA binding. The transcript has 5 exons.